This is a messenger RNA of Procambarus clarkii (red swamp crayfish), 1177 nucleotides long. Its product is annotated as exonuclease GOR-like. The record is from RefSeq and is a predicted model, not a curated record. Lineage: Eukaryota; Metazoa; Arthropoda; Malacostraca; Decapoda; Cambaridae. Gene Ontology annotation, cellular component: nucleus. Gene Ontology annotation, molecular function: exonuclease activity; nucleic acid binding.
GUGCAAGGAAUUAAGAUGGCGAUGCUGGUGAACAUGUCUUUAUACAGCCGGCUGCAACAGAAGGAGCUGUCGGAGGCUGACCUGCGCCGCUUCUGCUUCCCGCGCCCUCAUUCCCAGCCCGGGAGAGCCCAACUCUUCAACAUUGAUCAAAGCUUCAACACUGUCAUUCCGGGACGACGAAGUCGCAAUUGCAGACGUUGUAAGACAGUGUACAGCAUAGACAACCUUGGUCGGGUGCUCACUAAAGACACUUGUGCCCACCACUGGGGCAAGCUCUCCAGAACAGCCUACCCUUACUACUACUGCUGCAAUUUGCCCCUCGGUUCCCGACCUUGUUCAACUGCUCCUCAACACGUUUCAGAGGAAAUUGAUCCUAAUAAUUUAACAGGCUUCAUCAACACUAGCCUCAACAGCAGUGUGACUUCAGAAGCCAUUUACGCCCUCGACUGUGAGAUGGUAUUCACCACAGCUGGGAUGGAUGUGGCAGCCAUCUCUAUCGUGGACUCCAACUGUCUGCUGGUGUACGAGACGUUGGUGCAUCCCGACGACCCCAUCGUCGACUACAACACCGAGCACUCGGGACUCUCCAGAAACAUGUUUCAAGGAGUUUCGACUCUGCUUAAGGACGUCCACGCCAAGCUGCUCACACUGGUGGGAAGCCGGACUAUUCUAGUCGGCCACGGCCUGGACCACGACCUAAUGCGGCUGAAGGUGAUACACGAUCACGUGGUGGACACCAGUGUCCUCUUUCCUCAUCCUCGAGGCUUUCCUACUCGAAACUCUUUGAACUUUUUAAAGGAAAGGUUCGGUGGGGGGUUGAGAAGCUCUAGCUAUGGUCUGAAGUGUCGAGCAGACGCCGAGGCAGUCAUGCACAUUGUAAACAAUAUGAGGUAGGCUAUAGCCUAAAGUGUCGAGCAGACGCCGAGGCAGUCAUGCACAUUGUAAACAAUAUGAGGUAGGCUAUAGCCUAAAGUGUCGAGCAGACGCCGAGGCAGUCAUGCACAUUGUAAACAAUAUGAGGUAGGCUAUAGCCUAAAGUGUCGAGCAGACGCCGAGGCAGUCAUGCACAUUGUAAACAAUAUGAGGUAGGCUAUGGCCUGAAGUGUCGAGCAGACGCCGAGGCAGUCAUGCACAUUGUAAACAACAUGAGGUAGGCUAAGUCCAGGAAAACCUGCAC